UUGUGGUCUCUACCUGUCAUGGGAGUUUCAUUUUGAAUUGCAAGUAAACUUAUUAGGAUGGGUAUUUGCUCAGAACUCUUCCUGUUCCUUGGGUCUGGGUGACAAGGAGGUUGCCCAGAGUAUUUCCCACAUGGAAUCCCACAAUUGCCUGAGGCAAGUGCCGCAAGCCUAUUUUUUGCCACUCUGCACCAUCGCUACAGCAUUAUUUAUCCUUUGGUGAUAUUUCCUCCCCUUUGUUAUUUUUUACAAGUGUGAGUUGUUGCAUUUUGGGAUGUCAGUGGAUGGGGUAGUGAAGAAGGCAAACGGCAUGCUUGCCUUCAUCGGUCAGAGCAGUACGUAGAAAAGUUAAGAUGUCAUGUUAUAGCAGUAUAAACAUGACUUCACCAAAAGCAUAAACAUCACCGGAAGGAGAGAUUGGAUAAAUUUGGAUCAUUUUCACUGAUGAAUCAGAGUCUAAGGAGCAACCUGAUGGAAGUACAUAAUGUAUAGUAUAUAUAUAGUAUAUAAAAUUAUGAAAGGCAUAGAUAGGGGCGACAGGCUUUUUCCCAGAGUGGAAAAGUCAAAGACAAGAGAGCAUAAUUUAUGAUGAGGUGGGAAGGGGGGGGUGGGGAGUUUAACAAUGAAGUGCGGGGCAUGUUCAUUACAGAGUGCUGGUGCAUCCAUGCACUGCCAGUGGAAAUGGUUGAAGCAGAUUUGAUAGUGACAGCUAAGAGUUAAGGGGCCUUUCGACAGACAUACAACCCAGCAGGGAAUAGAUGAUUAUGGACAGGAUUAGUUUAAUUUUGAAUCAUGUUGGCGCAGUGUGAGAAAGUGCUUAUUCCUGUGCUGCAUUGUUCUAUGUUGUUCAUGAACUCCUUUGAGGCUGUGAUUCUGGGUUGGACAGAAAAGAACAAGUCAGGGAUUGCGGAGUCAAGUAAGUGGGGUCUUAGCCAAAAUGUCGACAAUUCUUUCCCCUCCUGCUGAGCUCCAUCCAGCAGGUUAUUUGUUCUUCAUGUAGGUAGAGAUAUGGAAAAGGAAAUGGACACAAUGUAGGGUAGUGUAUGGUGGAGCAGGAAGGCAAGGAAUGCUAGCCUAGAGAUUGAGUGGACAUAAUAAAGCAGAGAUGUGCGCCAGGUUUCCAGGGAAUGUGGCACUGGUGAACAUCAGGAACCGUAUCAAUGAUUGGGGGCCAGGAAUGAAAGACAAAGAUCAAGAUCCAGGAAAAGCAGGGCUGGUGCUUGGGGGAUAGGGAAGGCAUCUGGGAAGAGGUACAGGAGCAUUAGCUGCAAAACCAGCAGGAUGCUCCUCAGCUUCUUCCCACAGGCUAUAAGACUGCUAAAUGGACUUUGCCCCCUGCCAAAGUAUCGCGCACCUACCACCAACCUGGACACACUGCAGCAGAACCACUGUCGUGCCGCUGCCGAUCGGAACGCCUGUUGAAUGUUUAGUAGAGUGUUAAAUUUGUUCAUGAUAUAUGUAUUUUUAUUUCUAUUUAUUUUUAAUGCACACUGAAUGGACACUGGUUGAGCAACAUUUUUUUGUUUCCUCUGGGUAUGUGAAUACUCAGGAAAUGACAAUAAAGAUAUACAAUACAAUACAAAAUCAGGGAUGCAAGCAGCAAAAACAUCUGGGUAUAGAGGUUUGAUUCUUCACACAGUGCACUGAAAGCCAAAAACUAUGUUCAUCUUUUCUGGGAUCUGGGUAUCACUGACAAAGACAGCACUUAUUACCCAUAACUAACUCUCUUUGAGAAAAUGCUUUUGGGGAGGGGUUGUUCCAGGAUUUGACCCGAGUAAACAUGAAGGGACAAUGAUACGUUUCCAAGUCACAGUGACGUGCGACUUGUAGCCAGUGACAUUCCUGUGUGUCUGCUGCCCUUGUCUUUCUUUGUGGUAGAGUCAGGGAGUUUCAGGACCAGGACACAUGCCCACACAGAACAUUGUCAAAACACUCAAUAAGGAAGAUAUUCACUAGGGAAAAGAAAAGCAACUUCAGGUCAUUAAUGAUGAACAUUACCAAAGGAAAAGCAAAUUAAAUUUUCUUUUUGUCUUUUAUAACCUUUAUUUAUGCACAACAUCCCUUAGCUUGUCUACGUACAUCAUGCAAGAGAAUCGCCACCAUCUUCGCCGUUCAGUGCAGGUGAUGGAUUUGACUUGUACAUCGACGGGGCUCGAUUCCUCCCAGAUGCAGUCACCAUCAGCAGAGUUACAGGCCGUAUGUUUGACCGGAACUAUAACCAAAUUGGUCCAGGUAUAUCUUCAGGGAUUGAUUUGAACAGCAACAUAUUUGAGCCAUUUUACAAUCACCGUGUAGAAUUCAGGAACCCCCGAAUGCCACCAUCAGCCACGUUGUUACUGAAGGUCUAUGCCAUCGAUAGAUUCAGUCUGAAGUUGGUUUUGAUUGGCUGGGCCGCUCUGAACGUCUUUGUUGAGUCAGGCAUUGGAACAGCACCAACUGUGGAUUCUGGAGUAGUUCAGAUCUCACUGAACGAAGGCGCUCACCAACUACGGUUGUACUAUGAUGGGCCUGACCCAGAUAAGCCAUUAUCAGUCAAUGCUGUGACAGUCGGAGGAAGAUUUAUUCCAUGUGCUACAUUACUGGUGAGAUUAGUGAAGAUACAAGCUGACAAGAACCUCCAACAUAUUGAGACGGACAAGGUGCCCAAAAUUGAAUGGACUAAACUUGGCCUUUUUCAGCCGAGGCCAAACUAUGAAGAUAAAGUAUACUAUUCGGACAAGGCCAGUCCAACCACAGGUGAAAAUGAUAUUUACCAUGCCAUGGUUAACAGAUCUUUUGUUUCAGUUCGAGAAAUUGUUCCAAUGAUAGCUGGCACCAAAGCACAAGACUUUAGCACAGAUACAGAACUUGAAAACUGGAUAUACAUGAAACUUUCAAAACUGGUGGAUGAUAAACCAGUGACUUUCAACUUGACCUAUAUAAGCAGAUACCUCACCACAUUUGGCAUCAAGGUAUCUGUGGACAGAGCCAGAAAUGUACCUUGGAGUAACUUUACGUUAGCUCUUGCUUCAUUCAAUCCACCAGGCGCUUACUAUUAUGGUAGCCCUUGGGCUAAAUAUGAUCACCCAGUUUUCAUAGAAAACAUAGAUUUCAACAGUCUGCAAAAAUGCCCAAUGUGGUUGGAUAAUUUUAAGUCAUUUCCAAGACGAGUUUACAACAAGUACCUCGCCUUGAUUGUUCAUCUUUAUGAAGUUGCUGUCUCCCCAUCUCCAGUGGAGGCUGAGGCACUUAAGUAUGAAAUUAAGGACCAGGUCUGGACUGCCUUCCAGGUGUUUUCUAAAGGUUACUGUCACACAGCAAUUUAUCAACUACCACUGUAUCAAGGAGCUCCCACUCAGGAUGCCUUGGCUGCUUUAGCAAGGGGAGAAUGCCCGAGUGUUCUGGAUGAUCUUGUUCAGAAGAAUACUAUUUUUCAGAUGAAAGGUGCAUCAGUGCUAGUCAGUAUUGCAGAUGGAAGGAGGGAUGAAGAGCUGGCAAGAUAUUCUGAACAACAUAUUAAUAGGUCAUAUUUGUCAUCUGAACUCUUGGAACAGUAUGAGCCAGAACCUAGUAAUAUGUUCCUGAGGCAGCUGAUUCCUGCUGGCCUGUCUGUGGAAGACUUUAAAAGACAAUUAUCGCAGAAAUUCAGAGAGGUAUGUACAUUAAAAUUAGAAACCUUAUUUAUAUGAAAGUUGGAGCUGUUCCCUUCAUUUAUGUUCUGCCAUUACUGAACAGGCAUGAUGUCCAAACAUUCUCAAAUCUGGGUUGCAUUUGACAGACAGAAUCAAGGCAUCAAGCACACAAAACUUGUAUCAUUCCCAACUGAAUGUUGCUGAUUCGGAUCCAUAAUGGGCAAAGCCAACGUAUUUGAACAUUUCUCAGGAGUUCAGAAAUAAGAUGUAUUGAAUCAAGUUUAUCUCAAAUCUAGUUACGCAAGAAAUCGCCACACUUGCUAUGCUGGCAAGACACUGUUCUUAUAGCUGAUGUUAGAGGUGUGCCAGACUGACCAAGCCUGAACAAUUCUCUUGGCAAUUUUUGCACCUCUAACUCAUGCCACAAGACCAUCACCUAAUUUAUUGCUCUUUCACAAUUGCCAUUUGCACAUUUGAAAAAAAUUCACUUUUUAACAAUUGUACCCACACAUUCAUUCCAGAGGAUGUCUAGGUAAAAGCUUCC
Messenger RNA from Leucoraja erinaceus (little skate), 4152 nucleotides. RefSeq lists its product as uncharacterized. The transcript has 11 exons. Lineage: Eukaryota; Metazoa; Chordata; Chondrichthyes; Rajiformes; Rajidae. The record is from RefSeq and is a predicted model, not a curated record. Bases 2196 to 3665 code for a protein of 489 amino acids.